UGUCUGGUAUAAAAAGGAUCAGGUGCUCUGUGGCCCACAUCACUUGCUCGCUUGUGUCUGCACACAUUACACCCAGCCAUGAAGUCCAUCUUCGUCAUCAGCCUGCUGGUCGCCGCCGCCGCCGCCGAGGACAUCCUCAGUUACGACGCGGGCGACCACAGCCACGUGGCCUCUGGCGACCCCGGCGCCAAGGUCACCGGCUCGUACUCACUGCAGACGCCCGAGGGCGAGACCAUCACGGUCGAGUACGUGGCCGACGAGAACGGCUACGUGGCCACCUCGGACGCACUGCCCGUGGCGCCGGCGCUGCCCGACGUGCCCGAUGUGCCGGUCGUGCCCGAGGUCAAGGCCGCCGAGGUCGAGGCCGCCGAGCCCGUCACCGCCGUGCACGCCCCCGUCGUCUACAGCACGCACCCGUUCGCGUACUCGGCCCUGCCGCACACCUACGCCGCCACCCCGUACGCCUUCGCUCCGCUGCCUUACGCCCACGGCUUGGCGCCGUACGCCGCUGGCCUCCGAUUCAUUUAGUUACUGACGGUUCCCGACGGCCGAAGCAUGGCUCGACAGCCUGAUGACCAGAAGAGGGAAGUUCACUGGCAAGCUCGACGCGCAGCUGACUCCGCGCGCCUCGAGCGCGGGCUCAAGGGCGUGUCAAGGGAGGACGCAUGCUAAUCAACCGCCGCUUGCGCCUCUUUGCGUGUUUCACACACCAAGCGAGUUAACAAAUACAGCGAGCUCUGUUU
Pollicipes pollicipes is the source of this 743-nucleotide messenger RNA. Its product is annotated as cuticle protein 7. Gene Ontology annotation, molecular function: structural constituent of chitin-based larval cuticle. The transcript is spliced from 2 exons. Gene Ontology annotation, cellular component: chitin-based extracellular matrix. The record is from RefSeq and is a predicted model, not a curated record. Bases 79 to 528 code for a protein of 149 amino acids. NCBI's taxonomy places the organism in Eukaryota, Metazoa, Arthropoda, Thecostraca, Pollicipedomorpha, Pollicipedidae.